AUGACUGCCAUUGCAAGCCCAAUAAGCCAUUCAAUUAUUUGUCAGCGUUAUGUGCUUGAUGACUUGCAACUCUCGGAGACUUUCGAUCUUCUUGAUGUCGACAAGGAUGGUCGAUUGUCCCGCAAUGAAAUUGCGUCGCUUCUUCGGACUAUCAAUGUUGAGCCAACUCGCGUUGAGCUCGACUUUAUUUUCCAGGAGAUGGACACCGACAAGACUGGCAAAAUAAGCAAAGAGGAGUUUGUGAACUACAUGAGGUCUCCGCCCGUUCAUCGCACCACUCUUCACGAACUUGAGAGCCAAUUCAGAAAGUUUGAUGCCGAUGGAGAUGGAGCCAUAACUGAAGAGGAAAUGGCGUCAAUUUUGCAAAAAACGGCGGACUUGACCGACCGUAAGGUGAUUCGCGAGAUGUUCAAAGCGACUGAUGUCAACGGCGACGGAAAAAUCUCGUUCUUGGAAUUUGUCAAAAUGAUGCAAGAGUAA
Molecule: messenger RNA, 480 nt
Organism: Caenorhabditis bovis
Lineage: Eukaryota; Metazoa; Nematoda; Chromadorea; Rhabditida; Rhabditidae
Source: the annotation of a GenBank genome assembly